AUGUUGCCCCAGUUGUUAAAGGAAUCUGGAUAUAUUGGCGACGGUCUACUUUUGAAAACUAAGUGGCCAGUUAUUCGCGUCAUGGAUGCACCCCAACAAGUAGGCGGGGGCGAUUGUGGGAUGUACAUCCUCAAAUAUUACGAGUUUCUGACAUCGUAUGUAGACCUGGCCAAGAUUUCCCAUGAGGCCAUGCCCUUCUAUCGGUUGAAGCUCGCUGUACAGUUGUUGCAGGGAUAUUGGUAG
Molecule: messenger RNA, 243 nt
Organism: Prunus armeniaca (apricot)
Lineage: Eukaryota; Viridiplantae; Streptophyta; Magnoliopsida; Rosales; Rosaceae
Source: the annotation of a GenBank genome assembly